Messenger RNA from Prorocentrum cordatum, 2301 nucleotides. NCBI's taxonomy places the organism in Eukaryota, Dinophyceae, Prorocentrales, Prorocentraceae. The record is from the annotation of a GenBank genome assembly.
AUGGAGGUCGCCAUCGACGGCUCGUGCACCAAGCCGCCCAUCAAGGAAUUCCAGCGCGCAGGGUGGAGCCUCGCCCUGCUCGACCCCCGCUCAGACAGGCCGCUGGCGACCAUGCACGGAGCAGUACCUGCAUCCUUGCCCCAGGAGUCGGCCGUCGGAGAGCAUCUGGCGUCGGCGUUCGUGUCGCAGGUUGCGGACCGACCCUGCACCGUCCACGCCGACUUCAAGGGCGUCAUCCACUUGGGCAACAAGCGGAAGGAGCUGCAGCUGAAGGCCAGGACCCCCUAUGCGUGCAUCGCCCACUUCGCGCAGUCGCUCGACGGUUUCAAGCACGUGCAGCAGUACGCCCACGUCAAGGCGCACCGCUCUGGGGACGAGUACGCGGCGCUCUCCGACAGCCAGAGGAGGCUCACGGACGCGAACAUCGUGGCGGACCUCAGGGCCAAGGAGGCAGCGGCGAUCCACCCCGCCCCCGAGCAGAAGGUAGUCGAGGAGAUGCAGAAGGCCGUCGGCAGGAUCAGCCGGAUUGCGAAGCUGGUUGCCCACGUCAUGCCCAUCUUCGACAAGGACGACCAGAUCAGGUGGACCAGGAGGGCACCGACCUUGCGGCGGGCAGCGAGCACGAGGAAGGCAACCUGGCACCAAUGGCAAGAUGGCGAGCUGGGCGUGCAGUGCUCCACCUGCCUACAGCUGCACACGCCUGGGCAGCCGCUCCCCCUCACGGGGUGCCCUGGGACGCCCACCUUCCUGCUGGACACCUACAGGCCAGUGCUCAUCUGCGUGAAGUGCGGGGCUUGGGCGAUGCAGCGGCGCAAGGCCAAGUUGCGGCAGCCAUGCGCAGCUGCCACCACCAAGGGCCUCGAGGUUCUCAACAACCUGAGGCGCGGCGUCGGUCCCUUCAAGAAGCUGAAGAGGUAUAUCGACCGCACCACCCCACUUCGACGGCUGGAGGCGACGAGCGAGGUCCACACCACCUUCACGAAGGUCGACAUCUUCAGCGGCACGGACGUGGCGGCGCCUGCGGCAGGCUUCGAGAGCAGGAGGCAGUUCGCGGAGCUCGAAGGGAUAGGCGUGCUGGGGCACGACUUCGGGGAGCUCAAGGAGCUGCUGCUGCUGGGCGUCUCCUCCUCGGCCGCGGCGGACGUCGUGGAGCACAUCGCGGAGCGUGCUGCUGCUGGGGCUGCUGGCGCUGGGGCGCCGCGCGGCUCGGUGGCGACCUUCGACGGCUCGGGCGCGCUGGACGACCAGUACGUGGACGCGCUGGGCGACGACGAGCACGACACCGAGGCUGCAGCAGCUGAGGAGGCGCUCGGCCUGGUGACGGACUGCUUCGACGGUUCGGCCGCGCUGGACGUCCAGGUCGGGGGCGCGCUGGGCGACGACGAGCACGACGCCGAGGCUACAGCUGCUGCGGAGGCGCUCGGCCUGGCGAUGGACCUCGACAGCUCGGGCGCGCUGGGCGACGGCCGCCUGGGCGCGCUGGGCUUCGGCGCCGAGGCUGCUGCUGCUGGGGAGGCGGGCAGCUCGCUGGCGGUCGUCGACGGCUCGGACGCGCUGGACGUCGACACCGAGGGCGCGCUGGGCGACACCGAGCACGACGCGGAGGCGCCCCACGGAAACCGACCACUUUUGACUGAAAAUGGUCGGUUUUGCCUUGCUGUGGUGCCGGCUCGUCCCCCUGCCGUCGACCGCGUGGGCGCGCUGGGCGACACCGAGCACGACGCCGAGGCGGCUGCUGCGGGGGCGGCGAGCGACUCGGCUGCGGCCGUCGACGCCUCGGACGCGCUGGACGGCAACGCCGCGACGGCGCUGGGCUCGCUGGGCUUCGCCGAGCGCGUCGCCCGUCUCCUGGCGGCGGCUGGCGCGCGAGAGCAGCAGGCCCCAGGCGCGGCCGCCCCCAGCCUGGGCGAGCGCGACGGCGCCAGCGCCUUGGCCGCGCUGGAGGGCAGCGGGCGCGGCGCCGAGGCGGCCGCAGAUGGGGCGGUGCGUGGGCCGACUGCCACGUACCCCCCUCAGCGCCACGGGCAUGCCUGGGAAAGAGUCCCCGCCCUCGGCGAUUGGCCAGGGCCCUGGGAUCCUCGGGCCGCACGGAGCGUUCGAGGGCAAGGACGUGGACACGGCGGCGCCUUCGACGACCGCGUGGCCGCGCUGGACGGCGGCCGCCGCGCCCCGCUGGGCGACCUCGAGCACGACGCCGAGGCUGCUGCUGCUGGUGCAUCGCCGCGGGCGGCUCCAGCCAGCGCCGACUCCGUGGAGUCGAAGGCGGGCGCGGAGGCCAGGGCAGCCGAGUUCAAGAAGCUC